Molecule: messenger RNA, 392 nt
Organism: Saccoglossus kowalevskii
Lineage: Eukaryota; Metazoa; Hemichordata; Enteropneusta; Harrimaniidae
Product: histone H4
Cellular component (GO): nucleosome
Molecular function (GO): structural constituent of chromatin; DNA binding; protein heterodimerization activity
Source: RefSeq, a predicted model, not a curated record
UCAGCAACUAUGUCUGGUCGUGGUAAAGGAGGAAAAGGUUUAGGAAAAGGAGGCGCCAAGCGUCAUCGUAAAGUUCUUCGUGAUAAUAUCCAAGGUAUCACCAAGCCAGCCAUCCGUCGUCUUGCACGUCGUGGUGGUGUGAAGCGUAUCUCUGGUCUCAUCUACGAAGAAACCCGUGGUGUAUUGAAGGUUUUCUUGGAGAAUGUUAUCCGUGAUGCCGUCACCUACACCGAGCAUGCCAAGAGAAAGACCGUCACCGCCAUGGAUGUCGUCUAUGCUUUGAAACGCCAGGGCCGUACUCUGUACGGUUUCGGUGGUUAGACUUACCAAAUACAAAACGCAAACAAACCAAACCAAACGGCCCUUUUCAGGGCCACCACAUCCUCCAAAAA